Molecule: messenger RNA, 1644 nt
Organism: Cornus florida
Lineage: Eukaryota; Viridiplantae; Streptophyta; Magnoliopsida; Cornales; Cornaceae
Product: putative methylesterase 12, chloroplastic
Exons: 5
Coding region: 387-1439 (350 amino acids)
Biological process (GO): jasmonic acid metabolic process; salicylic acid metabolic process
Molecular function (GO): methyl indole-3-acetate esterase activity; methyl jasmonate esterase activity; methyl salicylate esterase activity
Source: RefSeq, a predicted model, not a curated record
AAGACAAAAAAAAUAAGCAGAGGUGUCAGGUAAAUAAAAAUAAGAACAGCAUCCUCCCGAUUCCAUAAUUUGUUUGCUGCAGGAACUCAAGAGCUGUGAAAGAAAACAAGAGAGGAGAGAGAAAGUAGUGAGAGAGCGAAAGUCAGUGUAACCGUUGAAAAGGAGAAAGAGAGACAUUAAAUUGCUUGCAUAAUCUGUUGGGUUUUGAGUUUCUUCAUUACUCCUCCCUGUUUCCCUUUCACCUACUACCCCUCUCUUUCUCUCUCUGUACACGAAGGAAAGGAAAGGAAAUAGAAUGCCCAAUAAUUCCAUCCCCAAUACGUCUUCGUCGUUUCUAAUUGUGGGUUUUUUCCCCCUCUUCUUGUGAUUUCUAACCAAAUCAAGAAAUGGGUAAUCGAUUCAUUUGUAUGAAGAAGGAGAAGGAGGGAAAAGAUAAUGGAUCGAAGAGCAAGCGAAUGCAGGGUAAUCGAUCUCAGCGGAAAAUGCUUGCGGAAGAAGAGUUCCUGCACAGGCAGGCUCUGUCAAUGGCAAUUCAUCAGCACCACUUGUCGUCCCAGAGGUUUGAUGGAUCCAUGUCCCGUCGAAUCGGAUCCACCAGCUCUCGCCGCCACACUCUCCCCGAUCUCUCUAAUGCCAAACAACACCAGUUACCAGAAUUUUUGGAGAAUAUCAAAACAAAGAAAUUUGUUUUGAUACAUGGAGAAGGAUUUGGAGCAUGGUGUUGGUACAAAACUAUUGCUCUAUUGGAGGAAUCAGGAUUGCUUCCUAGUGCCUUUGAUCUCACGGGAUCUGGUAUUGAUCUGACAGAUUCAAACAGUGUCACUACAUUGGUGGAUUACUCAAAACCAUUGAUUGAUUAUUUACAAAACCUACCAGAGGAGGAAAAGGUUAUUUUGGUUGGUCACAGUAGUGGAGGUGCAUGCAUUUCAUAUGCUUUGGAGCAUUUCCCUCAGAAGAUCUCGAAAGCAGUUUUCUUGUGCGCUACAAUGGUAUCCAAUGGGCAGAAGCCUUUCGAUGUGUUUGCUGAAGAGCUUGGGUCUGCUGAGCUUUUUAUGAAGGAAUCAAAGUUUUUAAUUUAUGGGAAUGGUAAGGACAAGCCUCCUACUGGGUUCAUGUUUGAGAAACAGCAAAUGAAUGGAUUAUAUUUCAAUCAAUCCCCUGCAAAGGAUGUUGCUUUGGCAAUGGUUUCGAUGAGAUCCAUCCCUCUUGGUCCCAUCAUGGAGAAGCUGUCACUGACACCUGAAAACUACGGAACUGGCCGGCGGUUUUUCAUUCAAACACUGGAUGAUCAUGCCCUCUCCCCUGAUGUCCAAGAAAAGCUCGUAAGGGAAAACCCACCUGAAGGAGUGUUCAAGAUCAAAGGCAGCGAUCAUUGCCCUUUCUUCUCAAAGCCACAAUCACUGCACAAAAUUUUACUGGAAAUUGCUCAAAUUCCAUAGCUAAAAUGAAUUUCUGGAAAAGAAAUGCCAGGGUAUUAUUCUUUUACUUCAAGAUCAACGGUUGUACGAUAUAGAAUGAGGGCAGCACUACAUUUUGUUCUGUUUUUGUCUUUUCAAACACAGUGAUAGGGAGGAGAAUUACUAACUUAUUUCCAAUAGAAAACUAUUCGUUGAAUGUGGAGUACCUUGAAUUUUCAUGCCUAAA